GAUCCGGUUGAUUGAAACUUUCAACACUCUGGAAUCCUAAACCGACCUUUUGUGCUUCCUACCUGCAGUUAAGCCCACUUCUCAAUUCUCAUACCUGUAUUUCUUUCUUAAGUCUUGUAACCAUUCUUAUUCAACACACCAUAUUUGACCAAGUCCAAAAUCUCUCCAUGGACCCUUCAGAAUCAUUGGUAUCCAAUCGUUUCUUUUUCAUUUCCUAUCUAUCUUUUAUAUAGCAUAUGCCGUGUACUUAUGCAUCAUUCACAAGCACUGAAGCACAAGAAUGAAUUUCCAUUCAAAUCUUUCUCAAGCACCUGCAAGAAGUUGUUGUCUCUACUUCUAUUUAUUCAUCUCCUUUCUUCUCCAAGUUGAGGCUACUGCUAAUGGAGACAACAAAGUCAUAUCUAUAGGCGCAAUCAUCGAUGUUAACUCGCGUAUUGGGAAAGAACAGCUAGUAGCCAUGGACAUUGCAGCUCAAAGUUACAAUAACACUUCAAAGACCUACAAACUGGCUCUUCAUUUUCAGAACCCCACCAUGAAUCCCUUAAAAGCCACUUCCAUUGCUGAAGAUAUGAUUAAAAAUCAGAACGUGGAAGUGAUUGUGGGAAUGCAAACAUGGACAGAAGCAGCUUUGGUAGCUGAACUAGGAAGCCAGGCUCAAGUUCCUGUCAUAUCCUUCGCAGCACCUUCUGUUAGCUCACCAUUGAUGGCAAAUCGAUGGCCUUUUUUGGUGAGGCUAGAUAACAAGGGCACUGCAUAUUCAAAAUGCAUAGCAGAUAUAGUUUAUGCUUAUGGCUGGCAAAGAGUAGUAGCCAUUUAUGAAGAUGAUGGCUACGGUGGAGAUAAUGGUAUGGUAGGUAUGCUAUCUGAGGCACUCCAAGAUGUAGGUUCAAUGAUUGAGCAUCGCUUAGCACUUCCAUCGCCUUCUUAUCUGCCUGAUCCUGCUGAAUUUCUUCGCAACGAGCUGCUAAAGCUAAUUGAAAAUACGCAAUCUCGGGUGUUCAUUGUUCUUCAAUCAUCAUUAGAUAUGGUGAUUCAUUUGUUCAGAGAAGCUUCACAAAUGGGUCUUGUGGAUAGAGAAUCAGUCUGGAUAAUUCCAGAGAGUAUAACUAAUCUAUUGGAUUCUGUCAAUAAGUCUGCUAUUUCCUAUAUGGAAGGGGCUAUAGGGAUCAAGAACUACUACUCUGAAAAUAGCACAGAGUAUAAAGAUUUUGAAGCUCAGUUCCGGAGAACAUUUCACUCCAAGUUUACCGAGGAAGAUAACCGCAACCCAGGAUUCUACGGUCUACAAGCAUAUGACAGCAUUAAAAUUGUUGCACAAGCAGUGGACAGAAUAGCCAGUCACAAUAGUAGUAGCAGCAGUAGUGGGAAGACUUUACUAAGAGGAAUAUUGUCUAGCAAAUUCCUUGGUUUAAGUGGAGAAAUUCAAUUUCAAGAAUUGCAGCUCAUGCAGAACCCUACCUUAAGGAUUGUUAAUAUUGGUGGGAGGAGUUAUAGGGAACUAGAUUUUUGGAGUCUAGAACAUGGAUUUACCAGUAGAUUAGGAGAAGGUGGAAAUGAUACUUCUAGGAACACAGAGGGUUUAAGUGGAGUGGUAAUUUGGCCAGGGAAAUUGUCGAGAGUUCCAAAAGGGUGGAAUCUGCCUACUAAGGAAAAUCCAAUGAAAAUUGCAGUGCCAGGAAGAACUUCAUUUUCCAAGUUUGUCAAGGUCGAUUAUGGUGAGAAUGGAAAGCCAAAUAUAUAUAGUGGAUUCUGCAUUGAAAUUUUUGAUAAGGUGUUAGAACUAUUGGGUUAUGAUUUGCCAUAUGAGUACUAUCCCAUCAAUGGAACCUAUCCUGACCUGGUCCAACUUGUCUAUAACAAGACUUAUGAGGCUGUUGUUGGGGACAUAACCUUACUAGCAGACAGAAUGCCAUAUGUAGAUUUCACUGUGCCAUAUGCAGAAUCAGGAUUGUCAAUGGUAGUUCCAUCAAAGUCAGAUGAAUCAGCAUGGAUGUUCAUGAAGCCUUUCACCUGGCAAAUGUGGGUGGUAACUGCUGCUAUCUUGUUCUACACAAUGUUGGUAGUGUGGUACCUGGAGCGAGAAUCAAAUCCCGAGUUUCAUGGCAACUGGAAGAGCCAACUUAGCACUGCACUUUGGUUUACCUUCUCCUCCCUAUUCUUUGCUCAUAAGGAAAACUUGUCUAGCAACUUAAGCCGUGUUGUGAUGGUAUCUUGGCUCUUUCUAGUUCUGAUCCUUAACUCGAGCUACACUGCAAGUCUUUCAUCGAUGCUCACGGUUCAACAACUGCAACCAAAUGUCACAGACAUCGAGUGGCUGAAGAAGAACAACAUGAAGAUUGGUUGUGAUGGAGAUUCUUUUGUUAGGACAUACCUUGAGAGAGUAGAGAGGUUCAAGGUAGAAAACAUCAUAAAUGUUAGCAGUGAAUACAGCUAUGUUGAUGUAUUCAAAAACGGCACCAUAGCAGCUGCUUUUCUUGAACUCCCUUAUGAAAAAGUAUACAUGAGUAAAUACUGCAAGGGCUUCUCUGGCUCCACCCCUGCCAUCAGAUUUGGAGGACUUGGAUUUAUGUUCCAGAAAGGCUCCCCGGUGACCAGAGAUGUUUCUAAAGCGAUAUUGCAGCUCUUAGAACAGGGAGAAAUAAAGAGCUUAGAAGAGAAAUGGCUGAGCCCAAUGGGAGAGUGCGCUAGCAAUGUCACCACAAACAACACAGAAAGUUUGAAGCUUGGGAGUUUCUGGAUUCUGUAUGUGAUUUCUGGUGCAACUUCCACCAUAUGUUUCCUACUUUCUACCAUGCAAUCAUCACCUUGGAAACGAGCGGUUACAUUAGCUAAGCAGAUUUGUAAAAGCAAGAAACAAAGCGAAGAAAAUGAGGCACGUGAGGAUGUAACUGACACUGACAGUUCUGAGUUACAAGAAAUCAUAACGGUUUCUUCCUCUCCAUCACACACACCAAUGACAACUCCCGAUCAUGGAAUCACAAAUGCAAGAUACAACUAACCCUAAUCUUCUCAUCUAACCUGAUAUGUACAAUGGUAGAUAAAUGUAAAAAUAUAUUGGAGUAUCUUAUGAAUGAAGUUAGGCUGACACAAUGUGUAUCUUCAAUGAUAGAGGAAUUUGAAGAGAUGACCUUGAAACAUGGUUCAAAGCAGUAGAAAGUAGAAACCCCUUCUUUACCAUAAUGAACUGAAAAGAGAUCCUCCCGUAGGUAUCAAUUUGUAACUUGUAACUUAGCUGAGAGGGCAAGGGUAAUAUCUUGAUGCCAUUUGAUUUAAGAGAAAGUAAUGGGAGCCGAUGGCCUAAGCGUACAAUGGAGGUUUAGAAAGUAUUAGAAAUAUGAACAUUAGUGUUACAUUGUGCUGUCAGGUUAUGCUUUUGGGAUGAGUGGUUCAUGACAUGGUAUUAGAGUUCUAGAUCCGAAAGGUCAAGGUUUUUUUUUUAUCCUCGGUGAACUCCAAAAUCAACCUAAGUUUUUGGGAUGAGUAAUUUUAUAACAUGAUGUUUAUUAUCCCUGGUAUCCGGAUGGUUAUUCUGGAUAAUAUAGGUGAUAUUCAUUUUAUUCAUGGACAAAGAUUUAGCUCAUUGUACACAUUGUACGUUUAGGCCAUUGGCUCCCUAGCACUACCCUUGAUUUAAUAUAAACACUUUAAUUUGCGUCAUUGAUGGGGAGAUU
Arachis stenosperma is the source of this 3671-nucleotide messenger RNA. Its product is annotated as glutamate receptor 2.7-like. The record is from RefSeq and is a predicted model, not a curated record. Bases 281 to 2998 code for a protein of 905 amino acids. Gene Ontology annotation, molecular function: ligand-gated monoatomic ion channel activity; signaling receptor activity. The transcript is spliced from 5 exons. Lineage: Eukaryota; Viridiplantae; Streptophyta; Magnoliopsida; Fabales; Fabaceae. Gene Ontology annotation, cellular component: plasma membrane.